AUGGCUGCUGCUACCACCGCUGCCUCGGGCGAGCAACCUACCGUCUUCCCCCACAGCCAUGUCGGUUUCGACAGCAUUACCUCCCAGAUUGAGCGGAAGCUGUUGAAGCGUGGCUUCCAGUUCAAUGUCAUGUGUGUUGGACAAACUGGUCUCGGAAAAUCCACCUUAGUCAACACCAUCUUCGCAUCCCACUUGAUCGACUCCAAGGGUCGUCUUACCCCCAAUGAGCCCGUGCGCUCAACCACCGAAAUUCAAACCGUCUCGCACAUCAUCGAGGAGAACGGUGUGCGCCUCCGUCUAAACAUCGUCGAUACCCCAGGAUACGGUGACCAGGUGAACAAUGACCGAUGCUGGGACCCCAUCGUCAAGUAUAUUAAGGAUCAGCACUCUGCAUACCUCCGCAAAGAACUCACUGCGCAGCGUGAGCGAUACAUCCAAGACACUCGCAUCCACUGCUGCUUGUUCUUCAUCCAGCCUUCCGGCCAUGCCCUCAAGCCUAUCGAUAUUGUCGUCCUAAAGAAGCUCUCCGACGUCGUGAACGUUGUUCCCGUCAUCGCCAAGGCUGACUCUUUGACCCUCGAGGAGCGUCAGGCUUUCAAGGAGAGAAUCAAGGAGGAGUUCGCCUUCCACAACCUGAAGAUGUACCCCUACGAUAACGACGAGCUUGACGAUGAGGAGCGCGCCAUCAACGCGCAAAUCAAGGAUAUCAUUCCUUUCUCCGUCGUCGGAAGCGAGAAGACCAUUGUCGUCAACGGCAAGCAAGUCCGCGGCCGUCAAAACCGCUGGGGAGUCAUCAACGUCGAGGAUGAGAACCACUGCGAAUUCGUCUACCUGCGCAACUUCCUGACCCGCACCCACCUGCAGGAUCUGGUCGAGACCACCAGCCAGAUCCACUACGAGACCUUCCGUGCUAAGCAGCUGAUGGCUCUGAAGGAGAGCAGCGCCGCUGGCGGCCACUCAGGCGGCAGCCGGCCCAUCAGUCCCUCUGCUGACCGAGAGCUGGGCGGCCGCAGCACCCCACGUGGCGGCAUGAACGGAUACUAA
Penicillium chermesinum is the source of this 1044-nucleotide messenger RNA. It is a transcript of the gene aspD, whose product is annotated as septin aspD. Gene Ontology annotation, molecular function: molecular adaptor activity; GTP binding; GTPase activity. The transcript has 6 exons. Gene Ontology annotation, biological process: cytoskeleton-dependent cytokinesis. The coding region runs from base 1 to 1044 and encodes 347 amino acids. The record is from RefSeq and is a predicted model, not a curated record. Lineage: Eukaryota; Fungi; Ascomycota; Eurotiomycetes; Eurotiales; Aspergillaceae. Gene Ontology annotation, cellular component: septin ring; septin complex; cell division site.